CCCCCACCCCCCACCCCCACAAAAAAAAAGGUUUUUAUAAUUUUAUUUUCUUUUUCCAAAAUUUAUUUUGUUUAUUUAAAAUUUUAUUUUGUUUGAGUAAGGAUUGUCCUAUAACUGGUGCCACUCACCUGCCAGGAGGUCUGAGCAAAAUACCAAUGGCUCGUUCCUUUACAAAAUCAACCUUCUUCUCCAAUCCCAAUUUGUACUUACCCAAAAAUGGCAUUCGAAGCUUUGGAUUUCUUGUCCCUUUUUCCUCAUUUUCAUCUUCAUCUCUUCCAGUAGAUAGUGUACAUAAUAAUCACAAGAAGAGGCAAUCAGUAAUUGUCUCUGCUCUUGAGCUUGGUGGAAUCAAGAUUUCAAAAGAUGAAAUAGUAAGGGAUGACCCUACAAACAAUAUUCCAGAUACUAUAUUUGCAAAGCUUGGAAUGCAGCUUCAUAGGAGGAACCAGCAUCCGCUUGGCAUCCUUAAGAAUGCGAUCUAUGAUUAUUUUGACAUAAACUAUCCAGACAAGUUUGACAAGUUUGAUGAUCUGUGCCCAAUAGUUUCUACUAGGCAGAACUUUGAUGAAGUCUUGGUACCUGCUGAUCAUGUUAGCAGGAGUUACAAUGACACAUAUUAUGUGGAUUCUCAAACUGUCCUAAGGUGUCACACAAGUGCACAUCAAGCUGAGCUACUGAGGAAUGGACACACCCAUUUUCUUGUUACUGGAGAUGUGUACCGUAGAGAUUCCAUUGACUCAACUCACUACCCUGUAUUCCACCAGAUGGAAGGUGUACGGGUCUUUGCUCCAAAUGAUUGGGAGGGUUCAGGUACUGAUGCAACGUCACAUGCUGCGGAAGAUCUGAAGAAAUGUCUUGAGGGUUUGGCACGACAUCUUUUUGGUGGGGUGGAAAUGCGCUGGGUUGACACUUAUUUCCCCUUUACUAAUCCAUCAUUUGAGCUGGAGAUAUAUUUUCAGGAUCAAUGGAUGGAAGUUUUGGGUUGUGGAGUGACAGAACAAGAAAUAUUGAAAAGAAGCGGUAAAACGGAAAAUGUUGCUUGGGCAUUUGGGCUUGGAUUGGAGCGCUUGGCUAUGGUUUUAUUUGAUAUUCCAGAUAUUCGACUUUUCUGGUCAACUGAUGAGCGGUUCACUUCUCAAUUUUCUAGCGGCCGGCUCGGGCUGAAGUUUAAGCCAUUUUCCAAGUAUCCACCUUGUUAUAAAGAUAUGAGCUUCUGGAUCAGUGAUUCAUUUACUGAGAACAAUCUCUGUGAAGUUGUUAGAGGAAUUGCUGGAGACCUUGCGGAGGAGGUGAAAUUGAUCGACAACUUCACCAAUAAGAAAGGAAUGACGAGUCAUUGCUAUAGGAUAGCGUAUCGGUCCAUGGAGCGUUCACUUACAGACGAGGAAAUAAACGAUUUGCAGUGGAAAGUGAGAGAACAGGUGGAGAACAAGUUAAAGGUUGUUCUAAGAUGAGCUAUUUCAAUUGUUUGUUUUUCGCUGAUUUUGUAGCUUACAUGUAAUUAUUUACAUAAGUAUUACAUUUUCUAGAUGUCUACAACUGUGUUUAUCACACUAUUUUGAUAGGAGGACAUGCUUAUUUGAUGUCAUUUGGAGUUUUGAGGCCAAUAUGUCUAGGCAAGACACCAAGGGGUGGUUUGUGUGAUUGUAUUGGAAUAAUUAAUCUCAAAAUAAAACCUCACAUUAGAUCAUG
This is a messenger RNA of Lycium ferocissimum, 1692 nucleotides long. RefSeq names its product phenylalanine--tRNA ligase, chloroplastic/mitochondrial. Lineage: Eukaryota; Viridiplantae; Streptophyta; Magnoliopsida; Solanales; Solanaceae. Gene Ontology annotation, biological process: phenylalanyl-tRNA aminoacylation. Gene Ontology annotation, cellular component: mitochondrion; cytoplasm. Bases 156 to 1454 code for a protein of 432 amino acids. The record is from RefSeq and is a predicted model, not a curated record. Gene Ontology annotation, molecular function: tRNA binding; phenylalanine-tRNA ligase activity; ATP binding. The transcript is spliced from 10 exons.